Leguminivora glycinivorella is the source of this 960-nucleotide messenger RNA. RefSeq lists its product as uncharacterized. The record is from RefSeq and is a predicted model, not a curated record. The transcript has 4 exons. Lineage: Eukaryota; Metazoa; Arthropoda; Insecta; Lepidoptera; Tortricidae. Bases 216 to 530 code for a protein of 104 amino acids.
UCCCUGCUGUUAAGCAAAGUGUUUCCUAUCAUCGUUUUCCUGAUGAUCCUCACACUAAAAACAAAUGGAUUGAAGCAACUGGUCGCAAAAACUGGUUUCCUUCAAAAUGCAGCCGGAUUUGUUCUAUACAUUUCGAAGAAGAGACCUUUACUGGCCCACCAUCCAAGUACCGACGAGUAAUCGCUACAGCUUGUCCAACUAUUGAUGUAGUGUUCAUGUCUAAUAAUCAACAGAUAGCUCAAUCUUCUCUAGAGAAGGACUCUAAGAACAACACGCCCAGGAAGAGAAAUCUCGAAGAGGAUAAUGACGAGCCAUCUACAUCAGACGAUAAUCCAUUAACGCCAAGCAAGAACAAAAUAUUAGUCAAACUGAAAAGAGCAAGGCUAAUGAUAAAAGUGAAAGACAGAGUAAUAAAGUGCCUGAAGGAACAAAACCGUCGAAAAGCAAAAAAAAUACUUUCCCUAAUGGAAGUAAUAACGCGCUUAAAAAAGAAAGCCUUGACCAGUGACGAAAAAGCUGACGAGAAGUAGGACAACACAUGUUACGACUAAAUAACGUCAUAAAUUAGUGAAAUAAGUGGAUUGAAACUUAGGCUAGCAAGAAUUUGUUACCUUCCAAAUAAAUCAUGAGAUCUCACUUUCAGACUUUUAAUGUUUUUACGUCCAGUAGGACGAAAGCCUAAUACUAUAAUUAAAAUUAUAACAUUAAUUAUUAGGCAUGUUUUUACUUUUGAUGGUUUUUCUUUUGGUCAGCUCUAAAUGGUCAGCUUCCUUUAGAUUUUUUUCAACUUCAGCAGCUUCAGGUUCUCUAAUUCUUUCAUCUACAUUGUCUUUUAGAACUUUAUUUUUCUUCUUAUUCUUCGUAUCCUAUUUACUAUAGUAUAUGCGCCAUUUUUCUUAUUUAUCUCUGAUGUUCUUGCUCUUGUUUUAAAUAUAAUUUACUUUGUGUUUUUCCUUCAUA